AUGGCUAGCACCAUGAAAGCCCUCGUCACCCAAGGCGACAAGACCGCCAAGGUCCAAGAGGCAAGUAUCCCGAAGCCUCAACCCGGUCCCGGUGAGGUUCUCAUCAAAGUCUCCGUCGUGGCUCAGAACCCAACCGACUGGAAAUCCACUGCCAGUGCCCCGGCCGGCCGCAUCGUCGGUUGUGACUUUGCCGGCACAAUCGCAGACCCCAACGGCACGUCUUUCAAGCAGGGCCAGCGCGUCGCCGGCUGGGUCCACGGCGCGAGCGUUGACCCCACUCGCGGUGCAUUUGCCGAGUACCUCGUCACCGAGAGCACUCUCGUCUUCCCUGUCCCCGACAACCUCACCGAUUCGCAGGCUGCCGUGGUCUCCUUGGCCUUUGCAACUUCGGUGCAGGCUCUUUUCCAGCGUCUGGGUCUCCCUGAGCCAGAGAACCCGGCCAAGGAGCCCAUCCCUGUGUUGAUCAACGGAGGAACCGGCAGCGUGGGCUUGUACGCGAUCCAGCUCGCAAAGAAGGCUGGUCUCUACGUCAUCGCGACAGGAGGCAAGAAGAACCAUGAGCUUCUCAAGAGCCUAGGCGCCGACAUCACCAUCGACUACCGGGACGCGGACUGGAUUGACCAAGUCAAGAAGGCGGCAAAUGACAACCUCCAGUACGUCUUUGACACCAUCAGCGAAGUCGAGACCACCAAGGCCGUCGUCAAGACCGUGUCUGCAAAGGGCGGCCACGUCAUGUGCAUCCUGCCCCGGAAGGCGGACGAGGUCGAAGCUCCGCAGGGCGUCAAGGUUGAGAGCACGCUUGCGUACACGGUCUUUGGACGCAGCCUUACGUACGGCGCUUUCGACAACAUCGACGGGCCGAAGCCCGAUGAUAAGAAGUUUUGGGAAAAGUACAUCAAGCUCUUGCCCAAGUGGUUGGAGGAUGGAAGCAUCAAACCGAACCCGCCAAAGGAGUUUGGCGGCCUUGAAGAUAUCCCCAAGGGCUUCGAGUUGCAAGCCAAGGGUGGUGUGAGUGCUGAGAAGCUGGUUUACAAAGUUGCUCAGUAG
Molecule: messenger RNA, 1047 nt
Organism: Colletotrichum spaethianum
Lineage: Eukaryota; Fungi; Ascomycota; Sordariomycetes; Glomerellales; Glomerellaceae
Product: zinc/cadmium resistance protein
Exons: 2
Coding region: 1-1047 (348 amino acids)
Molecular function (GO): oxidoreductase activity, acting on NAD(P)H
Source: RefSeq, a predicted model, not a curated record